AUGGCACACUUUCGUAUCAGAUACUGGAAAAAUAAACGGCUGUUGUGUCUGAUAUUGCCCCUAAUACUAGUAUUUCUUACGACAGACAUAUUUUUCAGUCGUACAGCAACGCUUCUUACUGGGGAGACCAAUUUGAACACCAUUGCCCGACAUCAUAUCGCCUAUAUCAAAGUUCAUAAAGCAGCAAGCUCAACUAUUCAAAAUAUUCUACUGAGAUACGGGUACAUGAGAAAUUUGACCUUUGUCCUUGGUCGUAAUGCUAAUGUGUACCCUAACGUCAUCAGUAUUACCGAGUCUGUUACAAAAUACAACAUAGAACCUCCUCCAAAGAACAAAACAUUCGACAUUUCGUGUAGUCAUGUGAUAUAUAAUCGCCAGUCUUUUAGCGCCAUAAUGCCACGUGAUACAGUGUACUUAGCAUCUGUUCGAGAACCCUUCACAGUUUUCAUAUCAACUCUUCAUUAUUUUCGGCCACCAUAUAUAUUCAAUAUCAACGUAUCAGAUCCAAUAUCAAUGUAUUUGAAAAACCCUGAAAAAUAUGAACCCGAAGUGAAAAAUUCUUUAACAAAUAACAGAAUGGCAUUUGAACUGGGCUUCCCACUUCAACUGUUUCACUCAAAAAACUGGGCUGGGAUUAAAGAGUAUCUAAAAAAGUUGGAUAAAGAAAUGGAUUUAAUUUUAGUGGUAGAAAGAUUAGAGGAGUCUAUCGUUCUACUUAGAAGACUUCUACAUUGGAAACUACAAGAUAUUCUUUAUGUUCCGAAAAAUAAAUUUGAAGCAUUGGACAAAAAGACAAAGUCAAAGCUUAAUGAAAAAUUUUACCUCCGAAAAGAUGCAAAACGAAAAUUUGAGAAAUGGGCAGUUCUGGACUACAUUUUAUAUAAAUUUGCUGUUAAAAAACUAGAGCGCCAAAUUCGAAGCCAAAACACAGACUUCCAGAAUGAAGUUGCGUAUUUCAAGUUUAUUCGGAUGAAAGUUGAGGAGUUUUGCUUGAAGCAAAGCAAGCCCUAUAGAAAUGUGACUUUUACUGUUUAUCAAUCAGUAUGGAACGACAAAUUUGUUGUGGAUUCGCUGAUGUGCUCCCAGAUGAUAUUAAGAGAGUCGUACUUUAUUAAAGAAAUAAGGUACCAACAAUAUGGAGUUUUGCCCAGUGAGGACAAUUAA
Molecule: messenger RNA, 1164 nt
Organism: Saccostrea echinata
Lineage: Eukaryota; Metazoa; Mollusca; Bivalvia; Ostreida; Ostreidae
Product: galactosylceramide sulfotransferase-like
Exons: 2
Coding region: 1-1164 (387 amino acids)
Biological process (GO): glycolipid biosynthetic process
Cellular component (GO): membrane
Molecular function (GO): galactosylceramide sulfotransferase activity
Source: RefSeq, a predicted model, not a curated record